Rhinichthys klamathensis goyatoka is the source of this 3027-nucleotide messenger RNA. It is a transcript of the gene rigi, whose product is annotated as RNA sensor RIG-I. Gene Ontology annotation, molecular function: double-stranded RNA binding; zinc ion binding; ATP hydrolysis activity. The coding region runs from base 148 to 2970 and encodes 940 amino acids. Gene Ontology annotation, cellular component: cytoplasm. NCBI's taxonomy places the organism in Eukaryota, Metazoa, Chordata, Actinopteri, Cypriniformes, Leuciscidae. The record is from RefSeq and is a predicted model, not a curated record. The transcript is spliced from 19 exons.
GACAGCUGAGGUAACAUAUAUUUCGCUUCCUUGUUUGUAGUUUCGCUUUUGUUUCUGGAUCAGAUGUCGUGAGCUCAGGCUCAGUCAGGACUUAUAAUCAUAAGACAGUCUUCAUCAUAAUCAGUCCUGUCCCGAACAGCCGCAAACAUGUACGAGCUGGAAAAGGAGAAUUUGCGGCGCUUGAGCGAUUAUAUCGCGAAGAUUUUACGACCGUCACUUAUCAAAACCUUCAUGACGACGCACUUUGAUAAAGAGAUGGUGGAAAGGAUUCUCUCAGCCGAGGAGACGUCUGUGACCACCGCUGCCCAGAUGUUGCUGGACCAGAUGUGUUAUCUAGAGGAAGAGGGCUGGUUUCAGGCCUUUCUGGACACCCUGUUCGCCUCAGAAUAUACCGGUCUGUACAAGGCCAUUAAGGAGUGGGACUUCGGCCAGUUAGAGGAACUGAAUGAGUACCGGAAGCUUCUGGAGAGAAUCGAACCAUCGAUCACCAAGCUCAUAAAGCCCAGCGAGCUGCUCACGCACAUGAACGACUGUCUCAAGCCCAGAGAGUGUGAAGAGAUCAAAGCGGUGGAAAUCCAGAAAGGUCGUAUCGCUGCCAGUGAGAGACUCGUGGACACUCUCCUGCGCUCGGACAAACCGAACUGGUUUAAGGUGCUGAAGAUGGCGCUGGACGCCUGCAGCUGCGAUCAGGCACUGGAGCUGCUGGAGUCCAAUGGAGGCGGUACAGCCUCAAUGGGCUGCGUAUCUGAUGAGGAGGCAGAUUCCAUGACGACAGAAACCGUGACGACAGUGAGUUUUGAGUUCAGAGAGGAGGCUGAGAGUGAAGACAUGCUGAUGAACGCCAACAACAUGACUGUCACAGAGACACCCAGCGGGUUCAAAGGGGAAUACGUGCGUUCAGGCGAGCGUAAGCUGAGGGAGUAUCAGAAGGAGCUGACGGACGCUGCUGAGGGGCAAAACACCAUCAUCUGCGCCCCUACAGGAUGUGGAAAAACGAUUGUGGCCGUGGCCAUCUGUGAACACCACCUGAAAAAGUGUCCCGGACAGGCAAAGAUCGUGUUCUUGGCAACCAAGGUCGACGUCUAUGAACAACAGUACAAGCUUUUCAAGGAACACUUUUCUAUUACUGAUCCCAACAUCAGGGUGACAGGUAUGUGCGGUGAUAUGGAGCUGUCGGUGCGGCUGCUGAUAGAGAGUCAUGAUAUCGUGGUUAUGACGGCCCAGAUCCUGGUGAACGCGCUUCAGAGCGGAGAAGUGCCGUCACUGGACCUGCUGUCACUCAUCCUGCUGGACGAGUGUCACAACACCACCGGGAAACACCCGUACAACAACAUCAUGACCCGCUACCUGGACACCAAACUCAGCUCCAGCACACACUCUCUCCCUCAGAUCGUGGGCCUGACGGCGUCGGUUGGCAUCGGUUCGUUCAAGGACAGAACGGAGGCAGAGAACAAUAUCUUACAGCUCUGUGCCAACCUGGACACCAGGGUCAUCGCCACGGUUACCAAACACCUGGAUGAGCUCAGGACGUACGUGCACACACCUGAUAAAGACUUUUUUGAGGUUCCUCAGCGCAUGUGUGAUCCGUUCAUCAGAAUCAUCAGGAACAUCAUGAGUAACAUCGAGCAGCUGGCGCAGAACACCUACAACAUCGAGAGCCUGUCGAACAUCCAGAACCGCGAGUACGGCUCUCAGAAAUACGAGCAGUGGAUCGUCUCGGUUCAGAAGAGCUGCAGAGUCAUAGCCAUGAAGAACUCAGACGAGGAGAGACGAAUCUGCAGAGAUCUCUGCAACUACACUGAACACCUGCGGAAAUAUAACGAUGCUCUGAUCAUUAAUGAAGACGCUCGGACUAAAGAUUCCCUCGAUUUCCUGGACGGGUUUUUUGAGCAGGUCCGGAACGCCGGCUUCGACGAGACCGAGAGGAAACUCACCGCGCUCUACGACAGUCAGCGCCCGCAGUUGCUGGUUUUGGCCACUGAGGGGCAGCAGAACCCCAAACUAGAGGAGCUGAGGUUCAUCCUGGAGGAAGAAUAUCACAACAACGAUCAGACGCGCACCGUCCUGUUCGUCAGGACCCGAGCCCUCGCCGACGCCAUGAAGAAAUGGAUUGAUGACACAGAUUCCCUGAAGUUCCUGAUGCCUGGAGUCCUGAUAGGAAAAGGACGAAAAUCCAACUUUCCCGGCUCAGUGAUGACUCCGACCAAUAAGAAGGGUGUUUUGGACUCGUUCAAGAGCUCAGAUCAGAGUAAGAUACUCAUCGCCACGUCAGUCGCUGAUGAAGGCAUCGAUAUCCCACAAUGCAACCUGGUUCUGAUGUACGAGUACGUGGGUAACGUGGUGAAGAUGGUGCAAGUUCGAGGUCGCGGUCGUGCGCAGGGCAGUCGGUGUUUCCUGAUCUCCAGUAAUAAGGAUCGCAUUAUGAAGGAGAAAAUAAACAUGUUUAAGGAGAAAAUCGUGGAGGAGGCGAUCGUGGAACUGCAGAGCCUCCAUGAUCUCAGUUACAAGGUGGACAGGUUGCAGAGAGAAGAUAAGGCCCGGAGGGAUCACGUCAGCGCCAGUCCCGAAAAACCCAAAAAUCAAGGCAGUUACCGGCUCCUCUGCGGGAAGUGCAAGAAGUUUGCAUGCUUGAGUGACGACCUCAGAGUCGUGCAGGAGUCUCAUCACAUCGCUCUGGAUCGCUCCAUGUUCGAGCGCUUUACAACUUUUCCUCAUAAGAAACCAAAAACCUUCUGUGGCUUUAGCAAGAACAAGAAGAUGCUCUGUGGCGACUGCAAACACGACUGGGGCCUCAUCGCCUCUUACCUCACCAUCCAGGACCUGCCGCUGUUGAAGAUCGAGAGUUUCGUGGUGCAGGAUCGUGUCACUCAAGAGCAGUUUUACUUCAGGAAAUGGCGUGAAGUGACGUUUGCCAUCCGAGAGUUCGACAUGAAGGAGAUCACGCCUCAAACAUGGCCGCUGAGAGACUGAGGACGGCAAACAACACAUUCUAAGCUUAAAUACUUCUUAUCUCACUCCAAAUUUUAA